Messenger RNA from Zingiber officinale, 369 nucleotides. Its product is annotated as probable 1-acylglycerol-3-phosphate O-acyltransferase. The record is from RefSeq and is a predicted model, not a curated record. NCBI's taxonomy places the organism in Eukaryota, Viridiplantae, Streptophyta, Magnoliopsida, Zingiberales, Zingiberaceae. The coding region runs from base 1 to 369 and encodes 122 amino acids. The transcript is spliced from 2 exons.
AUGGCGGAGGAGAUUAGCAGGGCUCUUGCUACGGAGUCUUCUUCGUCAGCAGCGACAUCAAAGAGGUGGACGUGGGCGUCGAAGCUCCGAUGGAUCCCGACCUCCACCGAUCUCAUCGUUGUGGCCGAGAAGCGCCUCCUGUCCUUUGUCAAGACAAGUUAUGUUCAAGAGCAUGUCAAUAUUGGCCCUAGACCACCAGACUCGAAAGUUAGGUGGUUCAGAUCUUCUAGUGAUCAACCACGGUUUAUUAAUACAAUAACAUUUGAUAGCAAGGAGGAUUCUCCCACUCUUGUUAUGGUGCAUGGCUAUGCUGCUUCUCAGGGAUUCUUUUUAAGAAACUUUGAUGCACUUGCUACUCGUUUUCAGUAA